AUGGCGUGGGAUGCUGCCCUGCAGCAUCCUCGGUCCUGGCUGGGAUUCUUCUCCCUCCUCCUCCUCCUGUCCUGCUCCGGGGCUGUCGUGGCUCAGCUGAUCGAGGCCACCACGGAACCCCCCAAGAAGAAGCCGGACCCCGUGACUUCGGAGACCGUGGUCAUCUGGGGGCUCAGGCUCUGGCAGGUGGUCGGCAUCUUUGCCCUCUUCGUCCUAUCAGUCAUCAUCACCCUGUGCUGCAUCUUCAAGUGCCGCAUCCCUCGCACCAGGAAGGAGAUCGAGGCGCGUUACGCCCAGCGCCAGGCGGCCAAGAACUACGCCGACAAGCUGGACACCGUGCCGCCCCUCAACGAGCUCACAGAGAUCCCUGGAGCUCAGCCUACAGAGGAAAAGAAGGAAGAAGUUCCCACUGUGUCUGGAAAAGUGGACGCGGCUCAGGGGAAGAAAGAUGGAUCCAAAGGGAACAAGAAGAAGGAUGGGGAGAAGGAGGAGAAAGAAGGGAAGAAAGAAGGGAAGGAUGGGGCCAAAAAGAAAGAAGGAGAAAAGGGAGAAAAGGGGGGGAAAGGAGAAAAGGGGGAAAAGGACACAAGUGACAAGAAAGAAGGUGGUGGGAAGAAAGAAGGGGAAGCAGGAAAGGCAGGAGGAGGCACCAAAAGCAAUGGGAAGGCUGCUGGGAAUGCCAAGGCCCCAGCAAAGAAGAAGUGACCUCGCUGGAAGGCAGGGCUGGCGCUUUUUUUGGGAGGACAAAUUGCUGUGGGAGGAGAGCUGGGAGCAGA
Empidonax traillii (willow flycatcher) is the source of this 776-nucleotide messenger RNA. RefSeq names its product transmembrane inner ear (gene TMIE). The transcript has 5 exons. NCBI's taxonomy places the organism in Eukaryota, Metazoa, Chordata, Aves, Passeriformes, Tyrannidae. The coding region runs from base 1 to 705 and encodes 234 amino acids. The record is from RefSeq and is a predicted model, not a curated record.